Messenger RNA from Ylistrum balloti, 3798 nucleotides. Its product is annotated as disintegrin and metalloproteinase domain-containing protein 12-like. Gene Ontology annotation, molecular function: metalloendopeptidase activity. The transcript has 20 exons. Lineage: Eukaryota; Metazoa; Mollusca; Bivalvia; Pectinida; Pectinidae. The coding region runs from base 1 to 3798 and encodes 1265 amino acids. The record is from RefSeq and is a predicted model, not a curated record. Gene Ontology annotation, biological process: membrane protein ectodomain proteolysis.
AUGCGGGGUCGACACCUAGAUGAUGUUACUUUAGUGUUCCAGGCACACCAGAGACAGUUCAUUGUCGAUCUCACACUAAAUAAACAUUUGUUUUCCAAGGCAUACAUAGAAAAAACCGUAAAGGACAAUGGUGACCAUGUAUAUAAACCAGCAAACCAUAUAUCCAACCAUUGUUUUUACCACGGUGCCUUACGGGAUCUUCCAAGUUCUAUGGCAGCUCUCAGCACAUGUGGAGGUAUUAGUGGGUUUGUAACUGUAGGCCGUGAGACUUACCAUGUGGAACCAGAGGACAAGGCUGUACCAGUCUCGAUCAAAGUCUAUAAGGAAGUGACACAGGGUCCAGAUCCAGGCACCCACAGUCAUUGUGAGUCGGAUGACAAACAGUCUGUGUUUUUUGUCAAUGGCACAGUCAACAAUUUGCACAGAAAGGAAUUUUCCCAAAGGGUGAGAAGAAGCAUCAGGGGUCCCUAUGACGGCAAUGAGAAUGCUAGAUUUGUAGAACUUUUCAUUGUGAAUGACCAUCGCACUUUUGAACGACAGGGUCGUAAUGAGCAAACACUGAUCAGGAGAUCUCAAGACAUUGCAAAUAUUGUUAGCAGGCUCUACCGUCCUCUCAACAUUUACAUAGCUUUGGUUGGGGUCGAAAUAUGGUCCGAAUCUGACCAGGUCACCAUAUCACCGUACGCCAAUUCUUCACUGGAGAAAUUCCUGUUGUAUCGUAAACAGCGCAUCAACCCCUACCAUCAGAAUGAUAAUGCUCAACUUAUCACGGGUCAGACAUUCAAUGAUGGUGUUGUGGGGAAGGCCAUCAAAUCUUCCAUAUGUACCCAUCAGUAUUCUGGAGGUGUAGACAUGGAUCGUACUAGGAUAACCCAUGUGGCCACUACUGUUGCCCACGAGCUGGGUCACAACUUUGGAAUGGACCAUGAUAACUACUCUGUAUGUCGUUGUAAACAAGAGAAGUGCAUAAUGGCGCCUACUAGUGGAGGGUCCCCAAGUCCAUCUCAGUGGUCCACCUGUUCUAGAGUUGCAGUCAUAGAGGCAUUUGACCUUGGUAUGGACUACUGUCUAAAAAACAUGCCAGAAAACCUGUAUGAGGGACCGGUCUGCGGGAACACAUUUGUGGAGGAGGGAGAAGAAUGUGACUGCGGUCUGGUGGAGGACUGUACUAGUAAGUGUUGUAAUGCUACAACAUGUCGACUGAAAUCUGGAGCUGAGUGUGCCACAGGAAGCUGUUGUAACCAAGACACUUGCAAGCCCAAACCUGCUGCUACCCUGUGCAGGGCAGCCAUGGAGGAGUGUGAUCUGGCAGAAUUUUGUAAUGGAGAAUCUGAGUACUGUCCAAGUGAUGUGUAUCUCCAGAAUGGUCUCGCCUGUAAGGACAAACGGUCAUACUGCUACCAAGGCCACUGUAAAACUCACACAGACCAGUGUCGUAUGUUGUGGGGGUCCACUGGGCGUGUGUCUGACCCAAUCUGUUUCCAGCAUCUUAACACUAAUGGAAGCAAACAUGGUAACUGUGGAUAUGAUUGGAAAAGGGAGCAGUACUUACGCUGUGAUAAAGAUGACGUGAUGUGUGGGUUGCUUCACUGUGUACAUCUGAAUGAGAAGUUAAUGUUCUGGAGAGAGAGUCUAGCUAAGGCUACUCCAGCCACCUUCCUCACCAAGGGCAGAGAACGAUAUGUGUGUCGUUCAGUCAUCCUGGAUGUUGGAUUAGACAUGCCAGAUCCUGGCAUGGCACCAGAUGGGGCUAAGUGUGGUGACAAGAAGAUUUGUCUUUCUAACAAGUGCACUCCACUCAGCAGGCUGCAGAUUUUGCCCUGUCCAAACUGUCAUGGCAAUGGGGUUUGUAACAGUAUGGGUCAGUGUCACUGUAACGAGGGGUUUGGACCACCUUAUUGUAAUGGCCCUGGACAUGGUGGUAGUACACACAGUGGACCAAUGAAGACCUUAGAGGACAACAGUCUAUUGAUCGGGAUGCUAGUCUUCUUUGCCCUCUUUGUCAUCCAUUGUCUCCUCUGCCUCCUUGCCUACUAUCACAGAGAGAAACUGACCAAGUGGUGGAACCAACGUGCCUCUGCUCUCAAGUACAGUGUACCAUCUUUGCCAAGCAUCAAACUGGCUUCUAGGAACAAAAGACAACCUCCUCCUCCUCCACGUCCCGGGGCAGCAGUUGGAGGAGGGGCACGGGAGCCAAAACAGACAAGUGCUAUGAUGAGAAAUGGAAAUGUUUCUGUGGAAAUUUCCUCACCAGUAUUACAGGAUAGCACUCCAAACCAAUCACAGUCCUCUUCUCACACACUGAAGAUUGGCAAAAAGCCUCAACCACUGCCAGCCAGAAAUGUCACUGCCCCUAAUACAGAAGAGCCAACACAAAGUGAAAAACCCAUGUCAGCAUUCUCAAAGAUGAUCAACAGAUCUGGGGACUCAUCAUUUCAGUCAUUUUCAAAGUUACUUAACCGAUCUAAAGAAAAGGAAUCACCAAAUUCAUCUCCAAAGCCACCACUUAAACAAGUAACAUCAAAUCCCUUGUUUCAACCCACAGAUCCCAUAGUAAAGAAGGAUUCUUUUAAUCGUGAUCGUGAAAUAUCAAAACCUGUUUUAAUCAGCACAACAGAUCGCAGGUCUAAAGCCUUUGUAAAGGACCAUAGUUCAGACAAUUUUGAAGAAGAUCAUGGAUUUUCAUUUGCUGAUUCAUCAAUUUCACCUCCACCACCACCUGCCCCUCGUCAGGCUCCUCCACGCAGGAAUAAGUCAGGGAGGGCUCCACCUAGACCCACUUCUCUCCCACCACAGCCACUCAAAGAGAAGCUCCGUAAAGAGGAAGAGAAACAACUCACUAGAAAAUCUGUGGUCGACCCUGGAGCAAGGUCACCUCCCCGGCCACCACCCCCUAAUGUAAAUAACCAAUCACAGUCUUUCUCACAACAGCAGGAAAUGCAAAUACAGCCAGUAAGUUUCAGUAACCAGGGUCGUAGGUUGAAUUUGAAUCCAAACUUGCACAACAGUAGAAAUGCCAGCAAUUUUGAUGAGCCCAUCCCAGCUCCAACUCCACGAGUUUUUAUAGACAAAAGUCGAAUUAAACAUGACUCCAAGCCCAGUGGACAAUCAUCUUCCAGCAAAACUAAUGCUGUGGCAAAUAAAAAACCAGAUAGACAUCCAGCUGGUGAAUCAAAAGCCAACGGUAGAGUUCCUUUAUCUACAAAUGCUACAAAGACUUCUUUUGAUCUUAAAGGCAAAAAUGUGUUGCCAAGUAACAACAACAACAAUAAUUUAUCAUCUGACUCCAGGUCAAAUUGGAGGUCAGAUAUGACAUCACAUAAAAACAAUAUACCAGAGCCUGCAACAAGAGGCUUUCACCAUAUACCAGACAAUAGAUCAGGUAAGAAGUCAAAUGACCAAAAACCUAGACAAAAAGGGGAUGUGUCCCAACCCAGACAAACAGGCGAUGUGUCAAAAGCACGCAAGCCUUUGCAGAAAUCAUCCACUCAGUCACAGAGUCGUAUACGUGAGACUGAUAUAAUUGACAACAAUGCCAAUCCUGAAGAGGGGUCAGGAUGCGUGGCUGAAAUUAAGGCCAUGUUUGAUGAGAUGGACAUUGGGCGAAGUCUGUCUGAUAGCCCAGAAAAAGAGUCAACUCCUUCUCCUGUAUUGGCUAAGGUGACAAGAAACAAUUCGGGGUCAGUAGAUCGACCCAAACCACCACCUAAACCAGGUCAAGGUUCAGCCAAAGUCAAACCAAGUCAAGGUUCGACAAAGGUCAAACCAGGUUCAAAGGUCAGAAGUGUAAAUGUUUAA